AUGCCCCCUACGCCUCAAAUCCACGCACCACUACGACUGGAGAUUGCGAAAGAAUAUGACCCAAACAUCGUCCAAUUUCUGGUAGCAGGACUUCGUGGCCUUCCAGUGGAAUUUGCAACAAGUCGAAAGACCUUGUUUAUCCACCCUGGUCUCUAUACAAGUGGUCUCCCUACCGCGGUUCGCGAGGUUCACAAUAUCUGCAAAUUAAACAUGUUUCACGAUCGCAAUGGAGAAACCAGCUUUACUCUGCUUUCAAUACUUCGACAACAAUCUAUAGAACUCUGUCGCCGAUUGAACCAUACAGCCAAUUUCGAGGAGCUCCUAGGCUGUUCACAGGCUUUGGUUUUGAUUCAGUGCAUUCUAGCCCUCAAUCGAAAUGGCAACUCCGAUGCAUACUCAGAAGCGACUAGCACAAUGCUAGCAGGAAUUGCGGGGAAAUUGUGGCAACAGGCACCGAUUCAACUUCCGCAAACGCUCAGUUUGCGACAUGCAUGGCUUCUCGCUGAGAGUGUUCGUCGUACAAUUAUCGUUUGUUUCAUGCUACGCAGCGCAUAUUCGUUGAACACGAGAAACUACUCGGUUCGGACUCCGUUUGUGGAUUCCCUGCCAUUUGACCUCCGGACCAACUUGUGGGACGACGAUUCCCCAACCUCGUGGGAGCACGUGCUGUUGCAGUCUGAUGCCUCGAUGGUCUCAUUGCAUGAGUGGUCGGACGGCAUGGCAGCGGGUCGCGUCCAUGAAAUCUCACAUUUCAGCGAGCUGAUCUUGGCAGCUUGUAAGGGGCAGGCUGUUUCAACCAUUCCUUCCCCGCCAUUGAGCACUUAUAUUGAUGGUUGA
This is a messenger RNA of Penicillium nucicola, 837 nucleotides long. RefSeq lists its product as uncharacterized. Bases 1 to 837 code for a protein of 278 amino acids. The transcript has a single exon. NCBI's taxonomy places the organism in Eukaryota, Fungi, Ascomycota, Eurotiomycetes, Eurotiales, Aspergillaceae. The record is from RefSeq and is a predicted model, not a curated record.